AUGGAGGGAGGAGGUGGAUCGCGAAGGAUAGAGUUGGAGCCGGAGGAGGGUGGGCGGGAUGGUCGAUAUCGUUCCGAUGAUUUGAGGUUGGUGAGGCGGGAGGGGGGACGUGGCGUGAGCCGGAGAUUUGCUAGAGCAGGCGACAAGUGCUUUAGGAGAGCGAGAGGGAGCGUGGAGCUGGUUGAGAGGGAGAGAAGGAGGAGGGGAGAGAGUGGGGGGAGAAGGGGGAAGAGCGCGGUGAGGAAGAGGAGGGGACGUUUGACGGGAAAUGGAACGUUUGCCCUGAGAGAUGACGAGACCAGGGGGGAUUCGGGAGAGAGGCAGGAGAGGAGAGAGAGUUGA
Molecule: messenger RNA, 342 nt
Organism: Knipowitschia caucasica
Lineage: Eukaryota; Metazoa; Chordata; Actinopteri; Gobiiformes; Gobiidae
Source: the annotation of a GenBank genome assembly